CUCUCUAGCAGUGGUACUGGGUACUGUGAAUGCCUUUGCUAUCGGUGCAAUUGAUCGAGAAAGUAUUUACAUGUCAUAUAAUCGACAAUGAGUAGUAUAGGAAGAACCAGUAUGAUUUUUCGAAGAAGACCCAUCAGACUACAACAAAACAGAAGCAAACAUGACUAUAAGGAAAAACAUGUACCUUUGACUAUACUGACAGAAGACGAAAACAUGUUAAAGGACAACGUUGCUAAGUUUUGCAAAACCAAUAUAGCCCCGUACGUUAGAGAAAUGGAAAAUAAGGGAGAAAUAAAAAAGUCCGUUAUGGAUAUGUGUUUUGAACAUGGUCUCAUGGGCGUAGGGAUAGAAGAAAAGUAUGGUGGUUUGGGUUACCAUUUAAUGGCCAAUAUCCUAGUUAUAGAAGAAAUCGCCAAAGUAGAUCCCGCCGUAUCGGUCCCUGUAGAUAUACACAACACCCUUAUCAACACCGUCAUCAACAAACUGGGGACCAAAGAGCAAAAAGAAACGUAUCUGCCUCGUCUUGCCCAAGACACACUCGGUUCUUUCGUUCUGUCGGAACCUACGUCAGGAUCAGACGCGUUCGCCAUGAAGACGACAGCUAAGAAAGAUGGAUCUGACUACAUUAUAAAUGGUAAUAAGAUGUGGAUAUCGAGCGCUAAAAUCGCGGGAUUGUUCUUGGUAAUGGCAAACGCGAAUCCUAGUUUGGGGUAUAAAGGAAUUACUUGUUUUAUUGUAGAGAGAGAUAAUCCAGGCUUGAGUAUUGGAAAACCGGAAGAUAAAUUAGGAAUAUGUGCUUCAGGAACUCAUCCGGUAAACUUCGAUAACGUGAGAGUGCCACAAACUUCGAUAUUAGGAGAAGUGGGCCAAGGAUACAAAAUAAUUGCCGAAUCCCUUAACGAGGGCCGGAUAGGAGUGGCCGCUCAACAAGUAGGUCUAGCUCAAGGAUGCCUCGAUAUCACGAUUCCGUACACUUUGGAAAGAAGGCAGUUUAACAAACCGAUAUACAGCUUCCAAGGAAUGCAACACCAAAUAGCACAGAUAGCUACGGAGCUCGAAUGUGCCCGACUGCUGACUUACAACGCCGCAAGACUCGUCGAUAGCGGCGCAGCGUUUCAAAAGGAGGCGUCGAUGGCUAAAUACUAUGCAGCCGAAGUAGCGCAAAAGACUUGCAUCAAGUGUAUAGACUGGAUGGGAGGCGUUGCUUUUACCAAAGCAGUUAUCCUAGAAAAAAUGUAUCGAGACGUCAAGAUCGGAAGUAUCUACGAAGGAACACUAAAUAUGCAACUAAAUACGAUAGCUAAAUGUAUCGAGAAGGAAUAUAGGCACUAAAAUAUCGAGUCGUGUCUAAUAUCAUACUGAUUUAAGACUGAGAACUUCCGUUCAUGUAUUCAAAAGGUUGUUUUAGUUGAUGUCAAAUAAAAUAAGAGAUUUUCUUUUUAAUGUGGCUUUUAUAUAAGCGGUUAAACUUUAGUUUGUAAAAGUUUCUUUAGAUCGCUAAUAGAUGCAGACAGUGUUAUUACCCAAUUUCUAUCAAAUUAAUUUCAGGCAAAAGUUGAUUUAUGUUGUAUUAAAGUAAUAACAGUUAGUAUUGCAUUUAACAGUCUAUUUAUACAAUUUAAAAAAGUUUAUUUAUAUUAAAAUUAUUCAAUUAAUCUAUAUUAAUAAAAAUGAAUCGCCGAAAUGUUUAUACGGGCAUCACUUCAGAACGACUGUACCAAAUUAGAUAAUUCUUUUUUUUAUCAAAAAUUUGUAAUCAAAAUAAAUAGAGAGUUAUUUUAGACGUA
Molecule: messenger RNA, 1787 nt
Organism: Diabrotica balteata
Lineage: Eukaryota; Metazoa; Arthropoda; Insecta; Coleoptera; Chrysomelidae
Source: the annotation of a GenBank genome assembly